This is a messenger RNA of Dufourea novaeangliae, 700 nucleotides long. RefSeq lists its product as uncharacterized. Lineage: Eukaryota; Metazoa; Arthropoda; Insecta; Hymenoptera; Halictidae. Gene Ontology annotation, biological process: septate junction assembly. Bases 45 to 674 code for a protein of 209 amino acids. The transcript is spliced from 4 exons. The record is from RefSeq and is a predicted model, not a curated record.
CGUUUAGGUGGCUGUGGAGACAGAAGUUGUUCGAAGAGGUAUAUAUGGUCGCCGUGCUCGAUGACAGAGGACUAGCAUUGGAAGGUGAAACAAUUGAUCGUGAAGAAAGGGUGAACGUAAAAUCUAUCAAACUGGGUGACGGCAAAGGGAAACACCGCAGAGUCAGAAUGGCAGACGAAGGGCAACAGGAACAGCGUCUCCCCAAAGAGCGCAAGAUGAUCGGUCAUUUACCGUUUCUAAUGAAGAUUUUGGAAGUUAUUCUGUCUGUGUUCGCGAUCGGAUUAAUAGUCGACCCACUCAACUCGUUCCAACGAAUACUGAUCAGAUCGAAAUUCAAACUGGACGACGCCGCGAUAAUUUACAUCAGCAUCGCCGGUUACAUUAUAAUCAACACGCUUUUCAUCAUUUGCCACUUCCUCGGCGACCGAAUACCAAAGAGAACGUUGAUAAUAUUCACCUCAGUCGGCGCGCUUUUGCAUAUCGUCGCAGGAAGCGUGAUUGUUUAUAAUUGGAACAAGAUUAUGGGCCCCUAUUACAAUAACAACGAAUUUUAUCCGAGCAAGCAGUACAUGGACAUGUUCAUAUCGGGAGCGGUGUUCACGUUCGUGAACGCGUUGGUUUUCAUCGUUGACAUUGUUUUGACGAUAAGGUAUUCAGGGAAGAACUCGCAAUGAGGAGGACUUAUUUCUUUUUUUUUAAC